CUGUUAAGUGACGUAAUCGGCCAUGAAAAAUUCGGGACGGCGAUAAGUGGAGUGAAUUUUCAUGAUUUUCUGGCUCAAAACUCUGUGAAAUUGUUUCAAAAACACUGGCAUUUCUUUCCCACGAGUGCAUACAACUAGUCGAAGAUGGUGGACAAAUUUAUAAGCAUGUGGAAAGUGCGAGAACUCGCUGACAAAGUGACGAAUGUGGUGAUGAAUUACACGGAGAUCGAGGGAAAAGUGCGCGAGGCCACAAAUGAUGAACCGUGGGGCCCAACGGGGCCCCUCAUGCAGGAGCUCGCCCAUGCCACCUUCACGUACGAACACUUCCCCGAGGUGAUGUCGAUGCUGUGGAAGCGGAUGUUGCAGGACAAUAAACAGAACUGGAGGAGAACUUACAAGAGUCUCCUUCUUCUCAACUAUCUCGUGAGAAAUGGGUCUGAGCGCGUGGUGACAUCGGCUCGGGAGCACAUUUAUGACCUGCGGUCACUGGAGAAUUACUCAUUCAUGGAUGAGAAUGGCAAGGAUCAGGGCAUCAAUGUGCGGCACAAGGUUCGUGAGCUGAUUGACUUCAUUCAAGAUGACGAUAAAGUGCGCGAUGAACGGAAGAAGGCGAAGAAGAACAAGGACAAGUACAUUGGCAUGAGCUCAGACGCGAUGGGUGGACGCUUCGGUGGCUACAGCGAUAAAUACAACGAUUCACGAUAUGAUGACAGAAAUUGGUAUUCAGAAUCAUCUCGAGGCGGUAAUAAUUAUGAGGAUGAAUAUCCAUAUGAUGGAGAGAAAGAGGAUUCUGACCACGAAUCUGGUUACAAUUCGUCAGCAAGGCGUUAUUACGACAAGGAACGCACGAGUCCAUCGCGCACGACGCCAACAGGCACGGCGUCAUCGUCGAGUGUGGAGGUGAAGAAGCAAUCAAAUCCCAUUUCUGUCAAGUCACCCACGAAGCAACAGCCGGCGACGAAGCCCAGUAAAAAGAUCGAUAUGGGCGCGGCGGCGAAUUUUGGCAAAUCUUCGGAAUUGGGCAUCAAUUCACCGACCCAUAAAUCCAGUCACGAUGAGGAUCUCUUCUCGCCCAAUAACAACACUGCGGCGGCGACAAAGGGUGGUGACUUGCUGGAGGAUUUGUUCAGAACGUGUCCACCGGCACAGAGCAAACCGACUUCCGUGGACAGUGUCAGUCUCGGGGAUGAAUUCAAUCCACGUGCUGAUGAUAAUCAGGAGUUUGGUGACUUUGCCAGUGCUUUUGGCGGUGAGAAUGCACCGAAACCUGCUGUGGUGAAGAAGGAAGAUGAGUUUGCGGACUUUUCGUCAGCCUUCCUGGGGGCGGAGGUGCCACCAGCGCCCGUGUCUGCCAAUGCAAACAAUCUCCUGCUCACCAACGCUCCGUUGGCGUCCAAUGACUUUGGAGGACCAUCGCCCACAAUCAACAUGUUCGGCAGUGCAAUUCCAGUGCAGACGCAGGCGCCGGCUCAGGAUCUGCUGUCCGACUUCAGUGGAUUGCAGCUGAACACAACACCACUCAAUGUUGACGGAGGCAAAAGCCACACGGCGUUCGAGGAGAAUAUGCGGAAAUUGUCGCGGAGAUUGAACACUGUGGAGAGGAUUGCCAGUGAGCGAGAGGAGAAGGAAGUCACGGAGUUGCUGAGGAGGAUUUUGAACGACAUUCCAUACUGUGGCGUCAUUCAGGAGCUGAUGAGCGGGGAGAGGAAUUUGAGGGUGUUUGCAGAUGAAUAUGCGGAGCUUCUGAAGAGUCUCUUUGCUGUCGUCAAAGACAAUGCUAGUGAGACUGUGGAGGAAUUCUUCCUGAUUCACACCAAUUGUGACUUUGUCACUGAAUCCAUGGAGAUUUUGUUGAAUGGCGAAUCCCUGAAGGCGAAUGCAAAUCUUGCAGUGAGAAUAUUAGAGCGUAUGAUGGAGAAUGAAGAGAUUUUCUGGGCAGCUUUCAUUGAUAUGAGUAUCUCAGUGUCGUGCGAAGAGGAAAAUCCCCUACAAAAGUUAGAUAAGCAGUCGUCAAUGCAGAGAUUCAUCCAAUUAGUCGUGAGUGUGCCUGAAAGGUUGGCAAAUUGCCUGCAAGGUUGUGUUCCAGAAGUGUUCACACGACAAAUCUGGAGCCAAAAACUCACUGUGCGCGUUCUCUUGGCACUGUAUUCAGUGGGAAGAAUCAAUGAUUUGGAAGACAGGCAAGUCUUUUCAACGAUAUUCCUCGGAAAGCUCUUCAGUCGAGUCAUUGUUGACUUCAAUUUUGAUAAAACAUCCAUGGCAUUGAUAGAGAGUGUGAGAUUUUUGGGUGGAAUCGCUGGUGAAAAGGACUCAAUGCGAAGGACAGUGAAUGAGUUUAUUGGCAAUCUGACGAGAAAUGCCACAGAAAUCUAUGCGAUGAUCUUGCUUGAAAAUGGAUGGAAUAUCAACGGUAUUCUGGGAGAUAUUUUGCUACAAUCGGAGCAUUGGAGAUUUGCUCUUUUGACAAAAAUACCUCUUUUCACCAUGACAAAGUCUUCGUGUGUUGUCAAAAAUCUCGUGACCUUCUUGGCAGAUGUUUCUGAUGGCGAAGAGCAUCGCUUCCUGCAGGAUUUACUGGAGAAAGUCCUAAAUUCCUGGUCAAAUAAGUUUAGCAUUGAGAAUACUUCAAUUGAGCAACAUAUUUAUAUCACAAAAUUCAUAAUUUUGAGUGUGUUGCACAUGAAGAGAAUGGAGAAAUAUCAACUGAAGGAGGAUUCAGUGUUUCUAAAUGCAAUCAAGAAGAAGCUUUAUGAGGGAAUUCCUCAUCAUCUGCAAGCGAUGGAUCCAAAUAUGAGAGCUAUUGGAAUGAUUACGGCUGAAAUGGUCCUCAAUGAGAUCGAGAAUAUCGAUGAAGAGACAAAAUUGAACUUUGAAGUUGAGAAAAUGCAGAAAAUCGAUGUGAAUUUGAUAGGAGAACUCAGAAAAUUGGCUGAUUUAUCUUCGGAAGAUCAAUUUUCAACCCUUGAUGUUGCAAAAGUGAUCAUGAAGAUCGAAAAUGGAGGUGAAAACACUGUGGAAAUCGUAAAAGAAGUCGCUCCAAAGCAGAAAGUUCCGGAAAUUGCAGUGAAAGUGCCAGAAAAGAUUGAUGAAGAUGAUUUGGACUCGGAUGACGAUCUUAUUGCCUAUGACAUGAGCAAUGAUGUGCCGCUGAAGGAGACACAAGCUCCAAAGUACUUGUUGGAUCUUCAAGAUGCUCUUGGAGAUUCAGAGAAUGCGGAUCGUUUUGAGCAGAGUUUGGCCGUUGCUACAGAUCUAAUUUAUCGUCAGUUGCCAGACAAUGAAGUGCAGUUGGGAAUUAAUCUUCUCCAGAUGCUCUUGAAUCUCGAGGAGAAGACUUAUUGUGAGAAUUUCGAGGGAAAUCGCUUUUCCGCAUGUGUUGCCAUUUGCUGUGUCAUUCCGAAGGAAGCUGCUGAUCAUGUGUGCAAGGAAUUCUACUCGAAACAGUCAAAUUAUUCGAUCAGCAAUCGAAUUCUGAUGUUGGAAAUUCUUGGAGAAACAGCAAAGGAGCUCUCAAAGAUUCAGAAGACGGAGAAACAUCUGAAAUUGAGUGAAAAUCGUCACGAUGAUGAAAAUAUUGUGAGAAAAUUCACUGUUAACGAACCAGAUUCACUGAAGGAAGCUCGAGAGGUGAUUCAGAAGCGGAUUCUUGCCAAAACUCGUCGAUUUGCUUCGAAAACUCAGAGUCCUGCUGAAUUGGGGUCGAUUAAUCGCUUUGCUGGAGUCGCUGGAUACUUCUUCUGGCCACUUUUGCAUGGAUUCGGUCGAGAUCAGCUGAUUAUGGAGGCUCAGGCGAAGCUGAAGCUUGACACAGACAAUGUUCUCUUGACCGCCUUCAUCAAAACCUUGUCUGUUCUCAUGGUGUCAGCGCAGAAUUGUCCGGGCAUUCAGAGAUUUGCGAAGGAAUUGUUUGCUUUGGGAGCUGUUUUACGCUUCCACGCCGAUGCUGGAGUACGAUUGGCUGUUUUCCAGAUGAUUGGAUCAAUUCUAAUGACGGUGUCUGUGGAAAUGCUGCAGAGGGAGUUUCAAGAGUAUCUUCUGGAGCUCAUCAACUGGCUCACGGAACGUGUUGGGAACAAUGUGGUGAAAAAGGAUCCGGAUGAGGAGUGCAAAAACCUCGCCAGACACUUGCUUGUCUUCUGCACAAAUGUCUUGAAGGAGCUUAAUUGAGAGUUUUGCAUUGAAUUUAUAUUUUCUUACUGUUGAAGUUACUAAGAUAAGAAAACGAUCUCGAACAAUACUGAUAAGAGCUUGAAAUAAUGUAGAGUUUUUAGAUAAAAUAAAGAUAAAUUCAAUCUGAAGCACGCAAAGAUGAGAAAUUCAGUGAGAAAUCCAAGGCAGAA
Molecule: messenger RNA, 4340 nt
Organism: Phlebotomus argentipes
Lineage: Eukaryota; Metazoa; Arthropoda; Insecta; Diptera; Psychodidae
Gene: lqfR
Product: telomere length regulation protein TEL2 homolog
Exons: 6
Coding region: 145-4167 (1340 amino acids)
Biological process (GO): protein stabilization; telomere maintenance via telomerase
Cellular component (GO): cytosol
Molecular function (GO): telomeric repeat DNA binding; Hsp90 protein binding
Source: RefSeq, a predicted model, not a curated record